AUGACAUUGCAGCACAAAAUGGAAGCCGUGGUGGACUGGGAACAUUCUGUUUCAAGCCUGAUUGUUCAUUACACGCAACAGUUUACCAGGGAGUUGCGACUGACUUUUACUGCACUUGGAUAUGAGAAUGCCCCUGAGCGGUUUCUACAGCAGCCCCAUGACAGACCAGCUAUGGAAGCACUACCGGAGGCUGAUACUGUAGCACCUCAAUCCUCAACUCUCUAUGCCAUAGCAGCACCACAGUCUCUAACUGCUUACCCUGUAAGUAUGGGAAAAGGACCGCUUGUAAGCGUGCGCAAAGUACCUACAGCUGCCCAGUAUAAGACGGAACAUCCAGAUGAUUUGUUUCCCUCGCUAUUGACUCAAGCGUCCAUUGCAUUGCUACCCAGACAACUAAAAGGGGAUGCAGAAAGCUGUAUAAAAUGCCCAGAUGAUCAGUGGCCCAAUUAUAAGAAAAUUAUGUGCCUCCCAAAGACAGUGGAAUUCCUUUCAUUUGAUGACACAUUAGGGAAAGUCUUCAGUUCAAUCUCCAUCUUCUCCUGUAUUGUAACUGUUACUGUUGUUUGGAUUUUCAUUAGGCAUCACACAACUUCUGUAGUAAAAGCCAACAACCGGAACCUCAGCUACACCCUCCUCCUCUCCCUAAUUUUGUCUUUCCUCUGCUCCUUACUGUUCAUUGGACGUCCUGUGCAGGUGACCUGCCUACUCAGACUAAUUGCUUUUGGCAUCAUAUUUACUGUUUCUGUCUCUUCUGUGCUGGAAAAAUCAGUCACUGUUGUUAUCGCCUUCAAUGCCACCAAACCUGGCAGCAAAUUAAAUAAAUGGGUGGGAUCCCGAGUGUCCAUCUGUCUGGUCUUUCUCUGCUCUCUAGGUAAGACUAUGAUCUGCACGCUGUUGUUGGCUCUUUACCCACUAUAUCCAGACAUUGACACUCAGUCUUACAUUGAGAAAAUCAUAUUACAAUGUAACGAGGGCUCUAUCACUGCAUUCUAUCUUGUGAUAGGCUACAUAGGAUUCCUUUCUACAGUUAGUUUCAUUGUGGCUUUCCUGGUUAGAAAUUUACCUGCUAGUUUUAAUGAGGCCCAGAUGAUCACAUUCAGCAUGCUGGUGUUCUGCAGUGUUUGGAUCUCUUUCAUCCCAGCGUACCUGAGCACCAAGGGCAAAUACAUUGUAGCUGUAGAGAUAUUUGCUAUCCUGGCUUCUAGUGCAGGACUGCUGAGCUGUAUAUUCAUGCCAAAGUGCUAUAUUUAUACUAUUUAA
This is a messenger RNA of Bombina bombina (fire-bellied toad), 1260 nucleotides long. RefSeq names its product vomeronasal type-2 receptor 26-like. NCBI's taxonomy places the organism in Eukaryota, Metazoa, Chordata, Amphibia, Anura, Bombinatoridae. The record is from RefSeq and is a predicted model, not a curated record. The transcript has 2 exons. Gene Ontology annotation, cellular component: membrane. The coding region runs from base 1 to 1260 and encodes 419 amino acids. Gene Ontology annotation, biological process: G protein-coupled receptor signaling pathway. Gene Ontology annotation, molecular function: G protein-coupled receptor activity.